CUGUUACACGAGUUAUUUACGCAAACGAUCUGACCUUCUGUGGCCGUGUAAACGUUCAGCCGGAGUGAAACACUGGAACGAAAUCAGACCUGCAGGGACUUUAUAAAUCAUCUACACUCUUCUACGUUCUUCUAAGUUCCUUCUUUUGAUUUUUGAUUUUUUUUAUGAUCUUGAUUUCUUGUCAUUUAGAAUGUUUUCUUCUGAGUUCUUCCAACUUUCUUAACACUUCUAAACUUUUUCUCCAUCUCAGUGUCUGGUUUCUCACCAACUUCUAAACUUUCCCUGCUUUUUUUUCUGACACUCCUACAAUUUCUGACUCGUGAUCAUAUCUGAACUUUUUCAAAUCUGUCCAACUUUUCUUCAACUGCUUUAGAAAUGCUUCAGGUUUCUCCAAGCCUUGAUUUCUCCAGCCUCGGCUCAGUGGAGCUGCAGAGAGCGAGCCGGUCAGAUGAUUGUCCAAGGCUUCGUUCUCGUUCUCUUUUUGAGACGUCGGAUUCUAAUGAGUCACAAGCAAACAUCCUCAGACCUCGGUCCAGGUCCUUCUAUAUGCUUGAAGAAAAGGAAAACUGCGAAGACCAGCGAGAAUUGAAUGUGGACGCUGACGCUGGGAAAGAAGACCACAGGGGAAACGUUCCCACCAGACCGACACUGAAAAGAUCUACAGCAGGCAAAAAGAAACAUCUAAGUAAAGAUCAUGGAGGUACAAGAAUAAACCCUAAGAACAUCCCGAUGUUGACCAUCACAGAGCCAGACAGCUGGGAGAUCUGCUCCUCUUCUGGCAUGAAAUAUGGUCACUACGUGGACUGGGAGAAAAUUCACCCAGAAGCUGCCUCUCUCUUUCAGAAAGUUCUCCGCAGUGAUCACUCGGAGCUGAAGAAAAUGGCUCGCUCCGGAUUCUGGGUGUUGCAGCACACGCUGCAGGCCAAAUCCUACCAGCACAUCAUCCAACGCAUCGAGUGCAGGUCCAGUGCAGAGGACGCGGAGACGUACCGCUACCUGGCAGCAAAGAUGUUUGAGGAGCAUGGGAGGAGCACACAUCCUUUCCCCAAGUUCAUGAAUGAUGGUGAGAUCCCUCGCUACUGCCUGAACAAAUCUGGACGCAACUCGGUGAAGAAGAUCCUCCUGUGUGUGAGCGAGAACUUCAGAGACAUGACCUUCUGCCCCAUUUUACCGGCUCUGGUGUCUCUGCUGCUUCACUACAGUGAGGACGAGGCUCAGUGCUUCCACAGCAUCUGCUCGCUCAUCAGCUACACUGAUCCACAAAAGCGCUACAUCGAUCAAAACUUUGUUACCACCCACGCGUCCUGCAUGACCUUCGGAGACUUGGCCAACAAGUAUUGCCGAGGAAUCCGUAAGCUGAUCGCCAGCUCACAUCAGAGCCUCUUCGAGUUCUACUCCGACUGGAUCAUGUGGAUCUUUGCAGACCUGCCUUUCAGCUACGCCGUCCGAGUGCUGGAUGUCUACUUGGUCGAGGGCUACAAGGUUCUGUACCGUGUAGCAUUAGCACUCCUCAGCCUCUACAAGGUCUCUGUGAGUUCUCGAGUGGCCCAUGUAGAUGAUUUCAAGCAGGAUAUGAAAAGCUUUGUGGAGAACGUAAACCGUCACAGCAGCGUUGAAGCUUUGCUUGAGAGAGCUUUCAGCAUCCAGCUGCCUACACGCAAGGAGCUGAACUUCCUCUACAACGCUAACAAACAGGCACUAAUUCACAGAGGGAUCGAGCAUAAGAGUACUUAUCAGAGUGUGCAUUUAAGGCAUUUUCGCUCGAGUGUGGUGUGUGAGAUGGAGAUGCGAGUGGUCUGGGCCUGGAUUCCUGAGCGCUUUUCUCUCUUCAGACCAGAACGACUCUACAGCACUGAGGAACAUGGCAGAGAUCUCACAUCCUUUUAUAAGCAUGUUGAAGUCCACGAGCCGACGGUUCUGCUCCUGAAAACUGUGGACGAGGAGGUCUGUGGAGCAUUUCUGUCUUCAGACUGGUCUCUGAGAAGGCACGAGGGGGCAGAGCUACAGUUUUUUGGCACUGGAGAGUGUUUUGUCUUCACGCUGAGGCCAGCGAUGGAGAGAUACCAGAAAACUGUUCUGCACAUUUCAGGGGCGACAGGAACGAGGGAAUCGUCUACAUCUUCCACAUCCGGUUUCUCAGCUUCUACUUCUUGCCAUAAUGAGAUGACAUCAUCUUGCACCGUCUGCCCUGCUGUGACCCCUCGCUUCAUGAGUGGAGAUGACAAUAUGCUGAUUAUUGGUGGAGACGGGGGAAACGCUUUGUGUCUCAGCGCGAGUCUCAGAUCAGGACAGUCUGAACGUUGUGACACUUUUGACAGUCCGGUCCUAUGCAGGGGCAAAUUCAGGAUCCAGAAUCUGGAAGUUUGGGGAAUUCAAUACGAUUCAUUUUAAAGAGUGCACACACACACACACACACACACACACUAAAUGCUAAUUUAUUCUGAACAUGUUUUAUGAUCUGUAAAGGUCGUGUGUAACUUAUUUAUAGAGGUUAUUCGUGUGCAGUGGAAAUUCACUCAGGAGUUUUUAUUUAUAUUUAUUUUCUGCACAACAAAUACAAAUAAAUAAUUGUAAACUCUC
This is a messenger RNA of Silurus meridionalis, 2580 nucleotides long. Its product is annotated as TBC1 domain family member 24-like. The record is from RefSeq and is a predicted model, not a curated record. The coding region runs from base 376 to 2391 and encodes 671 amino acids. The transcript is spliced from 7 exons. Lineage: Eukaryota; Metazoa; Chordata; Actinopteri; Siluriformes; Siluridae.